AUGGGGAGACGACCUGCUAGGUGCUACCGCCAGAUAAAAAACAAGCCAUACCCCAAGUCAAGGUACUGUCGUGGUGUACCUGACCCGAAGAUCAGGAUCUAUGAUGUUGGGAUGAAGAAGAAGGGAGUGGAUGAGUUCCCCUCCUGCGUCCACCUGGUCAGCUGGGAAAAGGAGAAUGUCUCUAGCGAGGCUCUUGAGGCUGCCCGUAUUGCUUGCAACAAGUACAUGACGAAGAAUGCUGGAAAGGAUGCGUUCCACCUGAGGGUCAGGGUCCAUCCAUACCAUGUCCUUCGUAUCAACAAGAUGCUUUCAUGUGCCGGGGCUGAUAGGCUCCAGACUGGAAUGAGGGGUGCUUUUGGGAAGCCUCUGGGUACCUGUGCUCGUGUGGACAUUGGCCAAGUACUCCUAUCUGUGCGCUGCAAGGAGAGCAAUGCUGUUCAUGCUGAUGAAGCCCUCCGCCGUGCCAAGUUCAAGUUCCCUGGCCGUCAAAAGAUCAUUCGCAGCAGGAAGUGGGCUUUACCAAGUUCAACAAGGCUGAUUACAUCAAGUACAAGAGUGAGGGAAGAAUCGUGCCUGAUGGUGUCAAUGCUAAGCUGCUUGGUGUCCAUGGCCCCAUUGCUAAACGCGCCCCUGGGCAGGCGAUCCUGGCUUGAGGCAGUUGAAGCAUGCACAGACCAUUUCCUUCGCUAG
Messenger RNA from Triticum turgidum subsp. durum (durum wheat), 690 nucleotides. The record is from the annotation of a GenBank genome assembly. Lineage: Eukaryota; Viridiplantae; Streptophyta; Magnoliopsida; Poales; Poaceae.